CGCUCCAUGGCUCCCUUAGCCGAAGUUGGGGGCUUCCUGGGCGGCCUGGAGGGCUUGGGCCAGCAGGUGGGCUCGCACUUCCUGCUGCCUCCUGCGGGGGAGCGGCCGCCUCUGCUGGGCGAGCGCCGGGGCGCGGCGGAGCGGGGUGCGCGUGGCGGGCCCGGGGCUGCGGAGCUGGCGCACCUGCACGGCAUCCUACGCCGCAGGCAGCUCUACUGCCGCACCGGCUUCCACCUGCAGAUCCUGCCCGACGGCAGCGUGCAGGGCACCAGACAGGACCACAGCCUCUUCGGUAUCCUGGAAUUCAUCAGUGUGGCAGUGGGACUGGUCAGUAUUAGAGGUGUGGACAGUGGUCUGUUUGGAAUGAAUGACAAAGGAGAACUCUAUGGAUCAGAGAAACUGACUUCUGAAUGCAUCUUUAGGGAACAGUUUGAAGAGAACUGGUAUAAUACCUAUUCAUCCAACAUAUAUAAGCAUGGAGACACUGGCCGCAGGUAUUUUGUGGCACUUAAUAAAGAUGGAACUCCAAGAGAUGGUGCCAGGUCCAAAAGACACCAGAAAUUUACACAUUUCCUGCCUAGACCAGUGGAUCCAGAAAGAGUUCCAGAAUUGUACAAGGACCUACUAAUGUACAGCUGAAGGGUG
Messenger RNA from Sus scrofa (pig), 645 nucleotides. RefSeq names its product fibroblast growth factor 20 (gene FGF20). Gene Ontology annotation, molecular function: growth factor activity. Lineage: Eukaryota; Metazoa; Chordata; Mammalia; Artiodactyla; Suidae. The record is from RefSeq and is marked provisional.